This is a messenger RNA of Fusarium odoratissimum NRRL 54006, 756 nucleotides long. RefSeq lists its product as uncharacterized. Lineage: Eukaryota; Fungi; Ascomycota; Sordariomycetes; Hypocreales; Nectriaceae. Bases 1 to 756 code for a protein of 251 amino acids. The record is from RefSeq and is a predicted model, not a curated record. The transcript has 2 exons.
AUGUAUAUCUUGACCUGCUUGCCCAUUGUUGCUAACUCCAGAUGCAGACGGGUUUGUUCCGUUCAUGGCAGGGUUGGACGUCUCUCUCUGACAGGUCCCACAGAGGGAACUCUACUUUUAUACCCUUUUAUCUGUGAACGCACAUCAUAUAUGCUCAUGCGUCCUUUGUUCAAGCCCAAGAAGCCUAAGCCAGAAUUCCAAGAUCGAAAGGCCUACCUGUCACCCGACAAUUGGGAGCUUGACUUCGACACCACCAACUUCCCUGGUUCUCCUCAUCAUCGCAACCAAGAACUAAACGACGAAACUCAUCCUCAUCUUGAGCUACCGCGAACCAUGGUGUGCAUGCCCAAAGUAUAUCCCGGAGAUUCAGUAUGGUGGCACAGCGAUGUAAUCCACGCCGUGGAAUCUCGGCACAACGGUAAGAAUGCGGCGGCGGUAUUCUACGCACCAGCUGUAGCUCUUACUCCUAAGAACAUGGAAUACAUUCGGGACCAGAAGGCGACGCUCCUCUCGGGACGGCCACCUCCAGAUUUUCCUGGUGGGACUGGCGAGAGCGAGUUCAAGAGCCGAGGUACAGGGGAUGACCUUUUGACUGUGGAAGGAAAGGAAGGGCAAGUUCUCGUUACAGAGGCUUCUAGCGUGAAAAAGAGUGCUGACAGCGGGAGAAUUGGCCUUGUUCCUUUCAAACACACGGAUACAAUGUCGGAGACCGAGAGAUUGACCAGACAGGCAGCCAAUGCUAUACUUGGCUUCUAG